This is a messenger RNA of Lytechinus variegatus (green sea urchin), 1825 nucleotides long. RefSeq names its product retinol dehydrogenase 8-like. NCBI's taxonomy places the organism in Eukaryota, Metazoa, Echinodermata, Echinoidea, Temnopleuroida, Toxopneustidae. The transcript has 6 exons. Bases 138 to 1052 code for a protein of 304 amino acids. The record is from RefSeq and is a predicted model, not a curated record. Gene Ontology annotation, molecular function: oxidoreductase activity.
UUUAAAAUUCACCCUUUGGAAUAAAAGGUCAGUGAGCAGCUAAUAUUUUUCAUUCUAUUCGGGACCUGGGAUUGGAGUCAGUUGUGUUCUUCAAUAUCUACAGAUUUUAUUCUGGUUUUAUAACCACGACUUCUACCAUGGCUACCAAAACAGGACCGCGCGUGGCAAUCAUCACCGGAUGUUCCUCUGGCAUCGGCCUCUCCGCGGCUGUGACCCUGGCACAGGACCCCGCUAAGGGCUACAUCGUCUACGCUACCAUGAGGAACUUGGCCAAGAAAGAUAAGCUGGAGAAGGCUGCAGGGGCGACCCUCAAUAAGAGCCUCUUCAUCAUCCCACUGGAUGUGACCAAACAAGAUUCCAUCGACAAUGCAAUCAAAGUGGUGUUCGAUAAGCACAAGCGUAUCGAUAUCCUUGUCAAUAACGCGGGGCAUGGCUCAUCGGGUUACGUUGAACUUGUCAGCGAGCAACAGAUGCGUCAGUUGUUCGAUACCAACUUCUUCGGCCCAGUGAAUCUGAUGAAAGCGGUUCUUCCUAUAAUGAAGAAACAACGUUCAGGUCGCAUCAUGAACGUCAGUAGUGUAGCUGGUAUAACAGCAUGGCCUUUUGGAGAGAUCUACGCAGCCUCAAAAUACGCUCUAGAAGGCUUCACCGAGUCACUUUCUAUUGGCUACCGAGCAUUUGGUAUUUGGGUGAAUAGUAUCCAACCGGGUCCAGUGAAGACUGAUUUCAUUGCUAACAUGGGAUCAGCUAAUAACCAACCAGAGUUCCUCAAGCUCGCAGAAGAAAAGAACAUCGAUAAGGAGUCCAGAGAUAUUUGCCAGAAGGUCAUCCAACUCCUCGUUGCCAAUCCAAACUUUGAGAAAGAGAAUCAGACGCCCGAAGAAAUUGCCAAUGUCAUAAAAGAGUCUUUGGAGUCCAAGAAACCGCACCUGCGGAACCCCACCAGCCAACUCCGCUAUGAUUACGCCAAGAAAUACUUCGUGGAUCCUUACGGAGACGAGUUCUGUGAAACUAUCGUACCUCACAUCAUUCCCGACUCACUCAAGAAGUAACUUUUUUAAGAAAUAUAUUUUUUCAAUUCAAUUCAAAAUGGUUAAUUAAAAAUCCUUUCUUUGCAGCCAAAGCCGAAUUGCAAAAGUUUACAUUUCAAACAAAAUCAUCAAUAACAAGGUAAAAAUAACUUAUGGUACUACGAACAAACUUCAAUACAGACAUAUAUGUAACAAAGUAUUUCAUAAAUAAUUUUAAAUCGAUACUCACUGAUCAAUAAAAAAAUUGUAAAAUAUUCAAAAUACAUGUAAAUAUGAGUGGAUACAGGAAAUGAAAUGGAAAGCAGAAAGGAAUAGAAAUAGUGGAAGAGAGAAGAGAAGCAGAGAGAGAGAAGAGAAGAAAUUGAUGGUGGAAGGGAAACAGAGAGAAAAGGGUGAAAAGCAAUUAGGUCACAUUUUUUCAUAAAUUUAAUAUAUUUAAAUCCAGUCGCACAGUCGAACCCACGGGAAGUUGUCCUUGAUUUAUUUCGAUUAAAUAUUCAAUAAAUUGUAUUUAUAACAAGUGAAUGUUAUAGUAUAUAAUUCCUGCAAUAAAUAUAUAUAUAUACCUUAAAAGGAGAAUGCAGAAUAUCUUGUAAUAUGUGGGUAAUUCAUUUAAAACUAAAUUGGACGCGGUGUAACAAAGGGAAAGAGGGAGCAGGUGCUUCUUAUUCUCGCCUCGUGUUUGAUUUUUUUAAUGCCCCUUUUUAUUUGUCAAACAAUAGUAUGCCUAUAUAUUAACACCCAUGACUUCUGGGCCCCCAUCUUACAAAGAGUUACGAUUGAUCCAAUCAAUC